GCUCUCUCGUACUCUCCUUUACUCUUCAGCAGAACCGCUAAAAAAAGACAAUACUCCAUAUUGACAAAGAUAAUACCAAACAACGAAGAUGCCUGACACUAAAGAAUUGACAGAAGAGGAAGUUGCCGACCUGAAGGAGGCAUUUGCCAUGUUCGACAUCAACGGCGAUGGUAAGUUUCAGCGGUGUUAGAUAAAUAACGAAAUGACCCGGYRAAGACAGGACCUAAUCGAUUCAAAUMGACAUGUGGCGUAAUCCGAACGAUGCCAUCUUGUUACUCGAUGUUCUCAGCUGCCUAUGAGGAAGUGGUUGACAUGGCAUGAUUUGAUACAGCGGUUGUCUAUGAUGGUGAUUGAUCUACCGAUUUGAUACAACUGCUAACACACGAAUGACGUGAUACGACUUYGUCGUUUGCCCUUGCCGUUCUUUUGCUAAAGGAACCAUCGAACUCACCGAAAUCAGACAGGUCAUGCGCAAGCUUGGUCAGAACCCAACUGAAGAAGAGUUGAAGGAAAUGAUCAGCACUGUCGAUGAGAAUGAUGACCACGAAAUUGACUUCGAAGAAUUUUUGGUGUUGAUGAAAUCCCGCUGUAUUGUUGACGAUCCCGAAAAGGAAAUGAGAGAUGCAUUUGCCGUCUUCGAUACCGAUGGAAACGGAUCGAUCGAUCGAAAGGAGUUGAAGAGACUCAUGAAGAAACUCGGGCAAGCUCUUACCGAAGCCGAAGUUGACGCCAUGAUGGAGCAAGUUGACGCUAACGGAGACGGAGAAAUUAGCUACGAAGAAUUCAAGWCAAUGAUGGUACGUACACUSCUAAUCUUAUUCCGAGCAUUGAUGAUACCAAACCAAUCACUCWUAUGUAAUCAAUCACGAUCUCUCUGUCUUUACUUGAAAUGUAUAUCUAAAUCUUGAACAAUCAUUUACUCUCCCGGUGUAUCAGGAGAGCUAAGUGAAUGCUCUUUUUGUGCGAGUUUGCAUCAACAUACGGAUCCGUGAAGCAAGUUAAUAACGAUGUGGAAAAUGUGUUCAUUUUUUCAACUUGCCAAGCAAACAGAAUCUGUUUGCUGUUCUGCCAGCUAGAUUAUCAGGAUUGAAUGGCUUCAUAACGUCUAUUUGAUCCGUCGCGAAGAUCAUUUGUAAAUGAAAGGUUAUCAUGCCAGGGGAAGGAGAACAACGUAUUGUGAUAGUAAUAGUCUGUGUUUAACCGGAAGAAUGUAAUACUGUAGAGUCAGGAUCUGAGCACGACCAUUCAAAGUCUA
Molecule: messenger RNA, 1255 nt
Organism: Pseudo-nitzschia multistriata
Lineage: Eukaryota; Bacillariophyta; Bacillariophyceae; Bacillariales; Bacillariaceae
Source: the annotation of a GenBank genome assembly